Molecule: messenger RNA, 5949 nt
Organism: Osmia lignaria (orchard mason bee)
Lineage: Eukaryota; Metazoa; Arthropoda; Insecta; Hymenoptera; Megachilidae
Source: RefSeq, a predicted model, not a curated record
ACAUAUAUUUAAUAUUAAUAUCAUUUAUCGUAUUCUCUCUCUCAUUUGUAGUUAUAUUGCAAAAGCUUUAAUAUUGAUAAAUAUUAUGAACUCGUGUCUAUGAAAGUGAAGUGAAGCGUGUUAUUAAGCGACUGACAUGACGGGGAGAAUAACAAUUAUUAUUAAUUGAGUCAGCAAUUUACCAAAUCGAUUAAUUUCAAAAAAAUAAAAAGAGAUAUGGAAGAUGUUAUGGCAUGAUUCAAGUAUCUAUAGAAAGGGUAGAAUGGCGAGUGGCGAAUCGAAAAAGAUAUUUCAUGCGAGGCGCGGCGACGCGACGCGACGCGACGCGAGGCGUCGGGACCGGAAGGAAAGGAUAAAUUCGCGGAUGCUCUGUGAAUCCUCGCAUAGUUAGCUCGGUCGAGGAUAUACCGAUGGGGCAGGACAGCGUUAUUACGGUCGAGAGGUAGCGAACGAGGAUGGAGGAGCACUCUUGCUGCCGACUAUCCGGAGAAUCCGUUGCCUCGGAUUGACGGUACGUGCUGGUGCCAGGCGCACGUACGAAACGCGAGAUAACACGGCUGCAUACGGAUAUGCACACAGGUUCACUUGACCGCUCAAAGGUCAUUCUGGAGCGCUUAUAUAUCGAUUAAGGACCAACUGACCUGAAUAUUCGACUGUUCUAACCACGUAUACCAGAGAAACGCGUGCAGCCGUUAUAUGGUGAAUAAUACGCUGGGGGUAAAGUAACAACACCAUCAAAAAUGAAUGGCCCUCCUCUCUCUCAACGAAGAAAUGAAUUUCCUCUCUCAAUACAGCGAGGAUAAGAUAGAAAUCAAUUUUUUUUAAUCAUCUUCGGUACAUGAACGUUCGAGUAAAAAUUUCAGCGACUUUUUCUUAUUAAGGCGUUUGGUUUUCGCUCCGAUAAUAGCUGUCCUACUUUUUCUCCUAGAUGCACCAGCUUUCUUUACGAUCGUUCUCCCUCGUAACCGAGUUUUUACUUCUUUGUCCUAGAUGUACAAAUUUCUGCAAACUUGCCAGUUCGAGGGGUCGACUUUCCUUUCGACACGUUCACUUACCCCGUUUAUUAAUUUCUUGGUAUUUAGGAGGGAACGUCGAUUGCUAUGGGAAAAAUUCAAUCCUACAGUCAGCACACAGAAACGAGGGAAAAUUUUCACUUGGUAUCAUUUGUCACCGACAUUUCGAAUAAUUUAUGAUAAAGAUGUUUAAUUAAUAUUUAAUUUUAUUUCGUGGUUAAUUAUUAUUUUUGGAUUUAAAAGUAUUCAAUUAAUAUAAUUGUGAUAGGAUGUUAAGGGGAAAUCAAUUUAGGUAGAAAUUGAAGGUAUCGUUUAACAAAGUAGCAAUUUGUCACGAGAAUAAUGGCACACUACCGAUAUAGCACCCUUCGGCUUACGUAGCCACCCUAAAUAACCAUCUGUAAUUACAGUUUCCAGAUUAAUGGUGGUAAUGUUAGGGCAGUCAAACGUCAUCCUUUGACUAGCCUCUGACACAUCAAUGAGAGGCUAAUAGCAAUUUACAUUAUUUACGUCAUAUGAGUCGAUUAAACACUGAGUAGGAAAUUGAUUACAUUCUAAUUGAUACUAGACCAUUUAAGUAUCUACUGCUAAUGCACCCUACAUAUUAAUUUUAAUAAUUCAUUCCGAUACUAUUUCAGAUGAUAUUAGAAAGAUAAUUUUUAAAUGAUCAGUGUACAAUUUAGAAAAUGAAAAUAAUAUGAAAUACAAAAUUACAGCUUACAAUUAGCUGUGGUUGAAUGUACGACAAAUCCAAUGGUGCCAAGUUCGAAUCCCCAGUUCUUCAAAAUUUUUUUUUUUUUUAUUUUUUAAAAAUAUUUUCUUCAUUUUUAUGUUUACUUAAAAAAUAUCUCUAUAUAUUUAAAGUUGUUCCAAAAAUGUUUGGAAAUUAUAAUAAAUUUCAAAAUUAAUAAUCCACAUACAUUCUUCGCGAAACGAAACGUGCUUCGAUCUCUUGAAUUCCAACUCGCAGACCUAGAUUCCAUCUUCGCGAUCAAUCCUGCAAAUUUCAAACGCAUUUAAUCAUAAAUAUUCAUAUACAAACCCGUACUCGAGCGACGAGUAGAUGAGCAGUUGCGAGAAAAAAAGAAGAGGAUCCGUCGAUAUCGCGUCAUUUUAAUUAAGCCACGUGUCGACAGACGGCGGUUCUUCAUUAUCGUCAUCGUCCUGUUCCGUUGUUUUCUCGAGGAAGACGAACACCCAUUUCGCGUAAUAGUGUUCAUUACACACCCCCUGAAAGAUUCUUGCAUGCAUUAGCGAGAUGAAAAUCACUCACGAGCCUCCGUUCGUUCCAUGCUCCACUUUCGCUGUUGUCCUUUUCAGUUCUCGCUGGGCCAUUCGAGGGCCCUUCUCGCUCGAUUAAACGUCUUCCAUCUUUAAGACGAACCAGUUUGUUUAAUCGUUAACCCUCGAAUAGGAAGAAGAAUUUAAUUAACAUUUCUGGAUCGUUUAAUCGUCACGUGCGUUGAUUCUCUCAUUUAUUCAAUAUAAUACCUAUAAUUCUUCGUAGUUAAUGCAUUUGCUCUGUAUAUUCAUCGAUUACCUUGGGAACGUGUCUGAAACGUAAUGAAAGGGUUCAGUGAAUAAUUUUUCAUUUUCCAAAGCAAAAUGAAACUGAUAGGAGGUUUCAAUUAACAUUGUCAAUUUAAUUUUAAAAAAUAAUUCAGAACUGGUAUCGUAACUUCUUCGAAGAGGGGAGUCCAGGAUUUUAAACCCCCUUACACCCCCUCCUUCAUUCGGCACUGAUAAUAAAUAAAUAUUCAUGUUACUAAUCUUAGAGCUGUUAGUAACUUUGCGUCUGUCAGAGAUGUCAAAUGGUGGGUCUCGGGGGUGAAAGUGUAUCGGUGAAAGGCACACCUCAAAGAUGACGAAAUCUUGAAUUUUUCCUACGCCGCGCUGGUUGUUUUUUUUUUCUAUAACAUAUGCGUGUUUUUUGCAUGCUUCGUUUAUCCGUUUCCGGUGGAAAGAAAAAUGGACAAUGUGGAUGGUGGCGAAUCGUUGGAUAACCUAGAAUACGACACAAACCUCGUUUCACGAGCGGAGAACCUUCGUAGAGUCCUGGGAGAAUUGCGAAACGCUCUACGAAUCGAAAGACUAAAUCUUCAUCAGGAAAUAGAAAUGACGAUAUUGCAAAAGUUUAUCGAACGUGGUAACUACCGAAGUUUGUCAGAUGGCACAAGAAGAAAUUUUUUAAUGGCCAACGUUGCACGGAACCCAAUGAAGUUUUCCAAAUUUCAUGAUCCGACGAGGGUGAACAAUCUCGCCUAUCUUGGGAGUUCGAUGUAUCAGAAAAUCAUCGACGAGUUACAAGAUGAACUGAACUUGUUGGAGCAGCGCCUUUCAGCAGCAACGUCCUGUUCCUACAAGAGGAAAAUUUACGACCUCGAGGCAAUCUGCUCAGCUGACCUCAACAGACUGAAGUCCAGGUUCGUGAGGUCCCUCCAGCCCUUCGGGAAUACGAUUCACUGGAUCGGGCAGCUUUCUCCGAGGAGAAUCAAGCCGACGAGUUGCCGAUGUACUACAAAGAAGCCUCCGAUGGAAGGAGCUAGCCUGAGGAACACCAGCUACGUUCGAUCGCUCGCUAUCCUGCGAUCCAAGUCGGCUGACACCAGUAGCGAUCAUCAGUCGUGGAAGAAUCAUAUUUAUCUGCAAAGAUACAGCGACAGUGAAAUGUACAGGAAUGUUUAUAAACCUGCGGUGUCUCUUGAAAAUUCGCAAAUCCUAUACUCAAGCGAUUCUGAAAGUAACUGGAAGAUGAGCAAGAGCAUAACAACGAUUUUUCCCAAAGUUUCUCGUGUUAUGUCCUGAAAUGUUUUAACAAAGAUCGUGAACCUUAAUAAAUAUCGUUUUAUAUAACUGAGAAAUAUGAAUAAUAAAUAAAUCUCAGUUCUAAUUAUAAGCAAGUAGUUGGAAACGAAGAAGCAAUAUUUUCUCAUGAUUCCCUUUUUAAAAUAUUAAUCGUCGUAGAAAAUCCGAUUUUGCAAUAUUAUUUUCAUCUUACUGUUCAUCAAACACCCUGUAUACCGUAAAUAAUCUGAAAAGUUCUUACGAACUUUCAGGAUAAUCUAAUAUCCCGAACGUUUCAUUCUCGUUCCAUCACGGAAAUAUAAUUUUCUGUAAGUCCCCAGAUACAUUUACCUUCCUUCCCGUAGUCACAGGAAAGGAGAAUUCUCUAAACAGAUUGCAUUCACUCGCAAAAGCGAUCCCUCCAUUCUCUUAGCUCGAAGAAAACGGAAGACGAAUUCGUCGACAGAGUUCAUAAGGAAGAUGCGUCUCGCGAUGAUCUCUCGGUUCGCUUAUUUUUGCGGCUUUUCGAAUAUAGAGCAGGUGAAUGCCAGUCUACGAGGAAUAUCUUGAAUAUGAGAUCGAUGUGUGCGCGUUCCAAUUCAGUGGUCGCGAUUCUCAGCACGCCGAAUGUCUUCGAUAAGACACUGGCUGGGGCUUGAAAUAUCGGUAAAAGGAUUUCCGGAAAUUUUCACUCACUUUUCUUACUGCUCUUUUAAAAUAAUUUAACUCGAUAUAGAUUUCUCUCGGACACUCGGUAUAAUUGCAUCGCUUUAUACCGUAAAAAUGGAGAUUCGGUUCCGAGGCAGGUAGAAAUAGAAGGUAUUCUCUUCCGCCGAGAAUAUUUCAUAGAGAGUCGAAAAUGGGCUUCGUUCCCGUAAUCCUCGCGCCCGUGGGUGGCAGUCUCCGGUGUUCCGCCAUAUCCGGCCUGGCUCUUCUGAAAUUGAAAACGAAACGGCGUGUCGUCGCGCGUGCUGAGUGAAAACGGAAGGAAAAAGGACGAGGAAAAGUGGAAUCUCGAAUUCCAUUGGAAGUUCACUCGGCCUAGCUGGUCGGUCAUUCGGAAAAUCUUCGUCUCCGAGUACCGACUAGCGUUCACCGGCUCUCUUGAAUCCAGACAGAAAUAGUUUUCGAUCUUCACUGAGUAUUAUUCCCUACUCUAGACGAAUACACUUACCUGGAAAGUUACUGCCCUUUGGGAAUUGAAUUCCAGUAUUUUUCCCAGGCUACCCUUGGAAACUUUCGUUACCAACCGACCGUAUGCACAGAGCCGACGAACGUUACGAUUUGCAUAUCUGUCGCGAAUUGUUGUUUUUCCUUCGUAUUUACGCUGCGUUGUUUCCUGUUGUCGGGAUAAAAAUUGCGUGCGAGGAAAAUGUGGAACGAAACAGAGAGCAUUGUUGAUGUAAAAAAUAGGCUUAGACGUAAAUCGCUUAAAAAAAGAAAAAAUACUGAUCGAAUUGAGUAACCUCCUGCUUUUUCGAAGUCGAUUAAAAAGAAUAAACUGAAAAUGUGGAAUACAGUUUUUCAUAUCAGUUUAUAAAUCUCUGAUAUUCGCAACUACGCUAUAUUUAUGUGGGUACUAUACAUUCAAAUAUCAAGAAACCGCAUCGAUUGAUGCGGUGACAUUCGUAUAACAAAAGAACGACGACUUACUAUCGAUUCGAUGAAUCAAUAGAUGGUAAUUUUUAUUUAGAAUAUUUCGAAUUUUUUCCUGUGUAGUUUGUUUCAAUGUAUAAAUAUUUGUGUUGACACUCCAUCAAACCUUUGUUUGAACAGUGCUAGUCAAGUUUUUAGAUUGAAUUUCAUGUAUUUUUACGCCUGGCCAAUUAUACGAGCUGGCUAUAUAGUGACCGCAGGCAGUUGUUGAAAUGGAAAAAUUGAUCUAUCAAAAUCGGACAACUGGUUUCUGAAAAAAUCACAGACGUACAAAGAGAACUUCGUUAUGCAUACCAUGUAUGAUGAACUGAUGAUACUUAAAUCGUAUGCAAAACUAAUUUAACCCCAGGCAAAAAGCGAAUGCAUCAGCCAGUAUUAAAUAAUUCAGAGGUGAAUAAAAUUUUGGGUUUUUCUAAUUUACUCCACUCUUAUAAAAGUGGUAUUCGAUUUUGAUUGGUCUUAAAUUAAAUAUUAAUUGUAUAAAAUUUCAAAUUCA